AUGUCGCUGAGGACGGCUGCUGCGCGUUUCGCCCCCGCGGUGCGGGCGCAGGGGCUCGUCCCCGCUGCCGGGCGCUUCAUGUCGAUCGAGAAGACGUAUAAGGACCGGGAGUCGGCGGCGGAGAACGUCUACUUCAGCCACGAGGAGCACGAGGCCCUGCGGAAGCUCGCAGCGAAGCUCAAGGAGCAGGCAGCUGCCAAGGAGUCGACCAAGGCGGUGCAGGUGCACGCCCAGGAGAAGCACGAGGCGGCGCAGCUGCUCGGGAAGCACGGCAUCAAGGCCACGGACGCUGCUCUGGAGGACCUCGUGGCGUGGAAGCACUCCUGA
Messenger RNA from Pedinophyceae sp. YPF-701, 327 nucleotides. The record is from the annotation of a GenBank genome assembly. Lineage: Eukaryota; Viridiplantae; Chlorophyta; Pedinophyceae.